Messenger RNA from Fonsecaea pedrosoi CBS 271.37, 1803 nucleotides. RefSeq lists its product as uncharacterized. Lineage: Eukaryota; Fungi; Ascomycota; Eurotiomycetes; Chaetothyriales; Herpotrichiellaceae. Gene Ontology annotation, cellular component: COG complex. The record is from RefSeq and is a predicted model, not a curated record. The coding region runs from base 1 to 1803 and encodes 600 amino acids. The transcript has a single exon. Gene Ontology annotation, biological process: intra-Golgi vesicle-mediated transport; cytoplasm to vacuole targeting by the Cvt pathway.
AUGGCAGAUGCCCUUUACGAACUUCUACAACCUCAUCUCGUAUCGACGUCUCAAUCACCAUCUUCAUCCCCAGAAAUCUCUACAUAUCUGUCCCGCCUCGUCUCCCUCCGUCUCAGCGACUUGACUACAACAGAGCCUCAGUCACUCAGUCAAUCAGCACAGUCCAACCUAUUCUCGAUCCAGGCACUGAGUUCUCGGUCUCACCGAACGACGACUACCUCAUCAGACCACCUAAGUAUUCUCCGGUCGUCACUCCCGCUUAUAUCAAGAUCCGCCGAAUCGAUCAAGAAUGCGAUCCCUGAACUGGAUACUCGUGCCGUGAAGUUCGCCUCGACUUAUAGCAAGUCCAAAGAGGAAAGCACUACUGGAGGCAGUGGAAAUGCCCUCCUUACCACUCGAAAGGAGUCCGCCCUUCUCGCUCGGCAAGCGGACAAAGCUCAGGACAUCCUGGAGCUUCCAUCUCUACUCUCUGCGGCGAUUGCCUCAGCCCAUACUACAUCGGCGGCAUCAACGAAUUCGGCAUCCUCCGGCACCAGCGGCGCGAAUUAUACCCAAGCCCUCGAUCUUUUCGCCCAUAUCAAACGUCUUCAGGUUCUCUAUCCUGACUCCCAGCUGGUGAAGUCUGUACUCGCCGAUGCCCAAAAUGCCAUGAAGGACAUGACAACGAACCUGAUUGCUAGUCUUCGGAGCCAGAAUCUUCGCCUUGCUGCUGCUAUACGGAUGAUCGGUUGGUUACGACGCGUGGCGCCAGAGCUGUCAACUAGUACAACAAUGGGCUUGCCAUCAGCAGGUUCUCAGACUAAUAAGCACGGCCCAUUGGCACCGACACUGACCUCGCAACUUGAACUAGGCACGACUGCAUCGUCACACCAGGACGAAGGUCACUUUGGCGCCCUGUUCCUGGUCUCUCGGCUAUGCACGUUCCUGAAUAUGAUCGAGGCUCUUUCUCCACUACGCGAUCUCGCCGACCAAGAGACAUUGGCACGGAAAGAAGCCGCCAGCUCCGGAUCAAGUUCCCAGAAGCAUCUGACGCCCUCAAGUACAACGCGACCCCUACCAAACCGCAAGUCCUCUUCCGGAGGAGGCUAUAAUCCCUCUCUGGCUGGCCAACAAACGGAACGCUAUCUAAAACGAUUCAUUGAAAUAUUUCGCGAACAGUCCUUUGCGACAAUAAGCAUGUACCGCAACAUCUUCCCGGAGGACGAGCAACCACAGGUGCCGCAAUCCUUCUCCUCUGCAACUACCCCAGCAGCGUCGCUAGAUCUAUCCCUCACGCUACCUUCAGCCCUGCAGACAUUCCCAUUGUACUUGAUUGACAUAUUCAUUUCAACGCUCAAACAAUACCUUCCGAACGUGACAGACACCACAGCGAGGGAGAGCUUGCUGAUGCAGGUGCUCUACGCGGCAAAUUCGCUAGGCCGGCUAGGUGCGGACUUCAGCCUCAUGAUAGCGGAGCUAGAUGACCAUGAAGACGAAGACGAAGACGUCAACCAGGGCGAGAACGCAGCUGAGGUAUCCGCAGAAAGUGUGGCCGAGGAUACGAAAGCCACUGUGGACGAAGACGAGGCCACAACACCGAACAUCAGGCAUGACCUCAGUGGCCAGGCGGGCGCCGAGGACAGAACAACAGCGGCAGCACCGGCGGCGACAGAGACGAGGACGAAAUCCCCGCCUGAGCCGGAAUGGAUAUCCGUUAUCCGGAAACACCGCGUACAAGCGGCCAGGCUGGAAGCUCUGGCUGCGGGACAAGAAAGAGGCGACCAUGUCCAGAGACAGGGUUCUGCGGACGUCGCUGUGCGAUAG